This is a messenger RNA of Taeniopygia guttata (zebra finch), 1243 nucleotides long. The record is from RefSeq and is a predicted model, not a curated record. NCBI's taxonomy places the organism in Eukaryota, Metazoa, Chordata, Aves, Passeriformes, Estrildidae.
CCCUUUUAGAGAAAACCUACCUUCCACUCAACCCUGUGAUGAACCCCAUCCGAGUUGUCAUCCUGCUAUUGUUGAACAGUCAGGCAGCCGCAUGGAUCGUCCCUCAGCCACGUCAAAACAUCUGGGUGACCCUGGCACAGACGCUACAGCAGGAAAACAUUUGCUUGUCCACUGCAGCAGCAAAAGACCCUAUGUCCACCUGUCUGGUAGGAAUUCCAUGGCAGGCUGGAGUAUUUCCAGCAGGCCUGGACACAUACAGGUCCAAUGAAAUCCCAGAGUCAUACACCCCACGACCACACAAAGAUCAGAAGCAAGUCGGGGGGAUCCUAAAAUCCUUAGAGGAGUGGUUGCGGGGUUUGCCCAAGAUAGCCCAGGAACCCCAAGAGUUAGAGCUAUUGGGUUCCUCCCCUGCAGCUUACUGUGUACACUUUGCUGUGUUCCCAAAACCUUCUAACACUGACGAAUACCACGUCAUAAAACAACACCGUGGGGAGUUCACUGCAAGGAGGUGGUGUCAGAACACAAGCCAUAUCGGGGCAGACAACCCAUCUCACUCCAACCCCAAAGGUCUCCCUAAGGGAUUGUUUUUAAUUUGUGGGGAUAGGGCAUGGGCAGGAAUUCCGUCUCGGCUUUUAGGAAGGCCAUGUACGAUCAGGAAGCUGUCCAUAUUGACACCCAACCAAACUCUAAUUGGUGAAUGGACUCACAAAAAUAAAUCGGCAAACAAAAUUCAAAAGAGGAGUGCAGACCCUUUGGACCCAAAUUGUAACUCAGAAAUUUUUCAUUGGGCCAAGUCAAAAAGAGUUGCUGUGUCCCUGUUUCUUCCGUGGGUCGCAGCAGCCAAAGCUCUAGGUGAAUUGGGCCACCUAGAGUGCUGGGUAGUCAAACAGGCAAACUUAACAUCUGCUGCCAUCAGCUCCCUCCUAGAAGAUGAGGAAAUUACCAGACAGGCCACGCUGCAGAAUCGUGCUGCAAUAGAUUUCCUUUUGCUACUGCAUGGACAUGAAUGCAAGGAAUUUGAAGGACUUUGUUGCAUGGACCUGACUUCAAAAGCUCCAAACGUCCAUGCUGCCCUUCGAAGCAUGAACAGCCUGAUUGGACAAGUGAAGCAAGAGUCUGAAGAUUGGUUUACAGAACUGUUAAAGGUGGAAGGAGUUGGCUGCAUUUGAGAGAAAACUCCACUCCUCACUAGAGAGGGCGUUUGAAGUGGUGGCACAGAGAGCGGAGGAAUCGCAGCCUCAGA